AUGGAGGACGCCAACACAACAGAUCUUUCUCUGACCUCUUUGGACGCAGGAUACACAAACUCCGUGGAAAAUGCUACAGUUUCGUGCUUUGUGGGGCAGCCUGGAUUACUGGUCUUUGCAGGGGUCUGCAUGGCGAUUUGUCUGUGUGGGUUGGGGGGCAAUGGGAUGGUUGUCUGGUUCUUGGGCUUUAAUAUGAGGAAGAACCCUUCCACUGUCUACAUCCUGAACCUGGCUGUUGCUGACUUCUCUGUGCUUCUUUUGUCUUUUCUGAUCAUAUUGGUAAAUUUUUACGCCCAAGGAAUUUGUUUUCAUAACCAGAAUGCCAUUUUUGCCUUCUACMUUGGGGUGGAUGUGCCGUACUACUUCUUUUACCUUACCAGCCUGGGUCUCCUGACAGCAAUAUGCACCGAGCGCUGUAUUUCUGUCCUCUUCCCAAUCUGGUACCGCUGCUCCCGCCCAAGGCAUUUGUCAGGCAUUGUGUGUUGCGUUCUUUGGGUUUCCUCUGUACUCUUCACUUUCUUAAUUAUUUCUAGCUGUGAGGAUCCUCAUGAACUAACCUGCGAGAAAGCAUUUGAAGGCAUAAUGACUGCAGCCUUAAUCAUUUUCUCCUCGCUCCUGUUGUUUUCCAACCUGAUCCUGUUCAUCAAACUCCGAUACGGCUCACGGAGGCGUCACCCUGGCAGACUCUUYGUUGCCAUCUUACUCAACAUUCUCUUCUUUUUCGUCUUUGGGCUUCCUUACAGUGUAGAGGUAAUACUCCUUGUUUAUCACUCGGGUGAAUUAUUACCUGAAAAUCUGUCUUUCUUGCUGGCRUCUCUGAACAGCAGCAUCAACCCCGUCAUCUACUUCCUGGUCGGGAGCUACCGUCAGCGUCGGUUUGAGGUCUCUGUGAAAGUGGCCUUCCGCCGCGUGUUUGCAGAGAAAACAACGAGUGAGGAGGGCAGCCAGGACCUCAGAGAUACCGUUGCAGAGAGCAGCAUGUAG
This is a messenger RNA of Nothoprocta perdicaria, 984 nucleotides long. Its product is annotated as mas-related G-protein coupled receptor member H-like. Gene Ontology annotation, molecular function: G protein-coupled receptor activity. The record is from RefSeq and is a predicted model, not a curated record. Gene Ontology annotation, biological process: G protein-coupled receptor signaling pathway. The transcript has a single exon. Gene Ontology annotation, cellular component: membrane. NCBI's taxonomy places the organism in Eukaryota, Metazoa, Chordata, Aves, Tinamiformes, Tinamidae. Bases 1 to 984 code for a protein of 327 amino acids.